AUGGAGAGCAACAAGCCGCGCCGCAUCGGCUACUACAUGUCCCAGAGCAAGCUCGCUCGUCUCCCAUGGGCCGAGAUUACUGCCAUCGCCCUGGCCAAGGGCUGCGAGUUGGUGGCCGUCGACCUGGAGCGGGACAUCGCGGAGCAGGGACCCUUCGACAUGCUCCUCUACAAGGUGACCGACGAGCUGGUGCGUGGUGACGACGAGAAGCAGCAACGCAAGAUCGCCAACCUGGAGGCCUAUCUGGCGUCGCAGCAGGGCAAGCUGAUCGACGCGGAGCCGAUCAGCAAGCAGCGGGCCAUCAUCGACCGACAGGGCAUUUCGAGCCUCCUCGUCGACGUCGAGCGCCAGCUGCCUCAGGCACUGCAAGCUCAGAUUCGAUCGCCGCGGUACGCCAUUCUGGCGCAGAAGGCGGAUGACUACUCUGCUGCGUUGGCUGCCGAAGAGGUCCAUUUCCCUGCCAUCGUGAAGACCAUCCAGGCGUGCGGCAGUGCGGCCUCGCAUGAGAUGGGCAUCGUGUUUCAGGAGAAGGACCUCCACGCCUUCGAACUGCCGCUUCUCGUCCAGGAAUACUACAACCACGACGCCGUCGUCUUCAAGAUCUUUGCCGUGCGCGACGAGGUCUACAUCGUGCGUCGUCCCUCGCUCCGCAACAUGGGCGACGAUGAAACGACCUGCAUCACGUUCAACAGCCAGGAGCCCCUGCCCAGCACCCUCUUCGACAAGAGCUUCGACGUGCAGGACCGUGCACGCUUGGCCGACCCGCCGCUGGACACGGUGAAGCACGUCGCGGGAGCCCUGAGCGCCACCCUGGGCCUGUCCCUGCUGGGAUUCGACAUGGUCACCAACACCAAGACGGGGCAGCACGCCGUCAUCGACGUCAACUACUUCCCGGGCUACUCUGGGACGCCCAACUUCCCCGAACUCUUUGUCAACUUCCUCCUGCAGCGCCUCAAUGAGGCCUAA
Acanthamoeba castellanii str. Neff is the source of this 966-nucleotide messenger RNA. Its product is annotated as Rasrelated GTP-binding kinase. Gene Ontology annotation, cellular component: cytoplasm. Gene Ontology annotation, molecular function: inositol-1,3,4-trisphosphate 6-kinase activity; inositol-1,3,4-trisphosphate 5-kinase activity; magnesium ion binding. The transcript has 10 exons. The coding region runs from base 1 to 966 and encodes 321 amino acids. Gene Ontology annotation, biological process: inositol trisphosphate metabolic process. NCBI's taxonomy places the organism in Eukaryota, Discosea, Longamoebia, Acanthamoebidae. The record is from RefSeq and is a predicted model, not a curated record.